CAAGAAGACCAACUUUCGCUAAAUCAUGGACGAACUAGAAAAUGAUAUCAAAAUUAGCACYGUAGAGAUGCACACAGCAGGCCAUGCUGUUCGAAUCAUAACGUCCGGCUAUCCUCCUAUCAAAGGAGAUACUAUCCUUCAAAAGCGAAAAUAUGUCAAAGAAAACCUCGACCAUCUUCGCACCACGCUUAUGCACGAACCUAGAGGMCACUAUGACAUGUACGGCGCUCUCCUCGUUGAACCAGACMAAGAAGACGCUGAUAUGGCAGUGCUKUUUUUGCAUAACGAAGGCUACAGUACAAUGUGCGGCCAUGCUGUGAUUGCUCUUGGCCGCUAUGCUAUUGAUUCUGGAAUUGUGAACACUGACACCGGCGCGUCGACUAUAGGAGAAAUCCCGGUUUUUAUUCAGUGCCCUUGUGGCAUCGUGAAAGCAUUUGUAGACCUCUGCGAGGGGAAGACUUCWAGGGUACGUUUCGUGUCAGUYCCCGCAUUUGCGUUUGCUUUGGAUGUCAAAGUUGAGACCGAAAAAUUUGGGACUGUCUCCGUUGACAUUGGAUACGGCGGAGCGUUCUAUGCCCUUGUCGAUCAAGAUCAGCUUAAAAUGGAUUUGCGGUCUUCACGGGUUAAAGAAAUCACUGAAGCUGCCAGCAUCGUGACGAAAGCAGUGGCUAAUGCCGUAAAGCUUCACCAYCCAGACUCGGAAGAUCURGCSUUUCUCUAUGGUACCAUUAUCACUGAUGGGAAAGAUCGCUAUGACGAGUCUUCAGACGAGUGCACUUUCAACGUUUGCGUCUUUGCCGACGACGAGGUUGACAGAAGCCCUACUGGUUCAGGUGUYACAGCUCGCAUUGCUGUUCARCAUGCCAAGAAACUCAUCGGAAUAAACCAAAUGCGUGUUUUYCAAGGUAUURCUGGUGAGAAGUUUGGAGGAAAGGUWGUUAAGCAAACAAAAUGUGGUGAAUUUGAUGCMGUUCACGUUGAAGUAAGCGGAAAUGCCUACUACACUGGYACAUCAACRUUCACUAUGGAAARAGAUGACCCUUUGAAACAUGGUUUYCUGCUUCAUUAGGGCUAUUGUUUGAUGAAGAAGAACUUUAUCUUUUAGGUUUUGGCAUUGAAUCAUUCUAAAUUGUAAAAGGGGAGUAUUUGUUUAUUGAACAAUUCUGUUGAAUCAUGAAAAUACAUCUUGCAUUGAAUCUGUUGGUAUGACUAAUCAUUUUCAUAUGACCGAAAAACAACUUCUUUUCAUUUCUCUAUUAUUAUGUGUUUUUUCUAUAAUGUUUUUUUCUAAAUUAACAAUAUUAUAUUUAAAUUAACGUUUACCAUUUUGGAAUAAAUGUUAGUAACAUAUGGAUAUUAUUAAUGUAUACAAUGAAAAUAUAUAGAAAACUUAUCAUAAUAGUUUAGAAUAUUAUAUUAUUUAUUGGUUUGUCCCAACUGUCCCAUUAGAAACACAAUAAUAAUGGAAAAAUAAUACUAGUAUCAUUACAAACAAUACAUUUAAAUGUACAAGCAAAAUAAAUAAUCAUAAAGAAUAGGCUAUUUUGAAAAGAUGAGAUCAUUAUCAUGUUAUCAAAUAAUAUUGUCUAAUUUUCAAUUAUAUUAUAUUUCAAAUGUACUGUCUAUUUUUAACGUUUUUCGCUCAUAUCAAAAUGACAUGAUAUCAAUGCACAUGGGAUGCAUAUGAAGGAGAAUUGGUAUGACUGCAACAGCACAUAACACAUAUAGUCUUGGUACAAGAAAAGAUCAAAACUAGAGCGGAUUUCGUAUGAGUGGGACACCGUUACCGCACGGUUACCACACAGUURCMRVRCCWGGCCUGCASAAUUUUGGUGAACCAAUGGGGCACUAGAAUUUGGUUACAGUACGAUUACGAUCACAGUACAGUACCGUCUGUUUCCUACUCAUACGAAAUCCGCUCUAGAGUGUAGACAUUGUAUGAAAACAUCAUGAAACACUCACACAAACUCUCCUCUAAAAUACAAGAAGCAUAUCUCAGACCAAUAACAAGAUAUUCAUUUUAUGGUUCAUAAUAGUUUAUUAGGAAGCAAUGUAAUCAUUCUAUAAUAUUAUAUUAAUAKCAAAAAUAAUCAAUAUUUAGAUAACUAUAAUUUUGUCAUAAAUUAACAAUGAAACCUGCUAAUAAUGUACAAUGAAAAUAAACGUAUUUUAAUGAUAA
Messenger RNA from Exaiptasia diaphana, 2179 nucleotides. Its product is annotated as trans-L-3-hydroxyproline dehydratase. NCBI's taxonomy places the organism in Eukaryota, Metazoa, Cnidaria, Anthozoa, Actiniaria, Aiptasiidae. Bases 26 to 1069 code for a protein of 347 amino acids. The transcript is spliced from 2 exons. The record is from RefSeq and is a predicted model, not a curated record. Gene Ontology annotation, molecular function: hydro-lyase activity.